CCCACACACAGACAGACAGACGGACAGACCCGCUGAAACCAAACAGGAGGACACAUGCGAGCCCGCAUAGCUGUGGUUAAAGAAUUUAAGAAGCAUUUAAACUGGGUGAACGCACGCCAUCUAGUCUGCAUUUUGGACUUUGGAAACGCUUGCAAUUUGUGAUGUGUUCGUGUAUUCCGAAUUCGUUCCAAUCAAAAACUCCAAAUGAUUAAAAAAAGAAAAACGACGAUCUGGCACAAUUUGAUGUCAGCCUGUGUCUUAAAUAUUAUUUAUGACCUGUUGAGCGCGUAUCAAUAUGGCCCCUUGGAAAAAAAACUGUGGCUAUUUUGAUACAUGAUAUUUUUGUAUUUGUAGAAUUUGCGCAUUUUAAAUACAUGACAUUCGUUCUAUGAUAUUGCACACACACACACACACACACACACACACACACACACACACACACAAAUAUAUAUGAUUGUAUAUAUUUGUAUAUAUAAACCAGCAAUUUAUUUUCCGCGAGAUUCCGCACAGUUUAUUUUGGAUCGGUAUGUUUUGGACCUAUAAAUCCUCAUCGAGAAUCACGCUCACAAUCACAAGUUUCGGCUGCAGAGUCUUAGAGUUUUGUAUUAUUUCACGUAACUGUCCGUUAUUUCAGACAGAAUGAAAUGUCCUAAAACUGAAGCACCAAAGCCACAGGCCUAACACAACACAUAUCACACUAGAACAAGAAAAACUGAGCUUUUGAACUUAGCUCAACAUGUGGAGCAAAUAUGUUAUUUUGGGUCGAAGCUAUAACCUCAUCGCACGGACCUGCAACAUUUACAAAAACAGAACAACUUUCAGUGAACUGUGGGAAUGAAUGGGUCCAUCAGAAUGAGGUCUGAGUUCUCCUGAUUUUUAAUUUGGAUUAUAAAUGUCUCCAGUGAAGCCGGGAGAUUUGAUCACGGGCGUUUUAAAUAUCAUUAUAGGUGGUUUAAAUAGCAUUGCUGAUUUCAGCUGUAACAAAUGAUUUACUUACGUUUGACAUACAAAAACAAAUCUAACUUCACUGUAAAUGAACGGGACUAAUUUAAAUCAUAAUGCCAACGUCUUAAUAGUUUACAGGAGAAAAGAAAAAAAAUAGUUAUCAACCUUUUAAAUGGCCUCUGUUUAUAAAUACAUACAAAUUCGGGUUUGUUUAAAGGCAAGAACAAUAUUUCACACACAAACUCUUCAACCUCAUACCUAGACUGAGAUCUAAAACGAUGACAAAAGAGAAAAACGCUAGUGAGGAUGUUAUUUCAUAGCGAUAACACCCUGAAAUAAUGUGCAAAGCAACAGAAAACAUCCUGAAUUUCGAUUAUUGUGUUAAACAAUUGUCCAUGUAAGUGAUUAGUUAUUUAUUAUGCCGCAAGAUGUUUUGUGCUAACAGUAAAUAAAAAAAAAGAAAAAGAAAGAAAGAAAACGAAGCAUUAUUCUUUACGUAAAUAUAUUUAAUUAAUUAUUUUUACACAAUAAUACAUAUCAUUAUAGGCCUUCUACUUGCGUACAGAUCUCCUCAUCUAGUUUAGACCGUGUUUCUCAUUUCAGAUGGAGAACCAGUUAAACAGUCUGCUGUGAGUGCACGAAGUUAACCAACUGACUCAACAAGACAGACGAAGUUUUCUGAUAGUUAUUUGAUAAUAUGAAGAAAGUUAUAAAUGAAUAAUAUGAGCAUACGAUUUAAAUGUGGCUGUAAUUCUACACAGGCAAAUAAACAUACUUUAUUAGGAUGUGUCCACUUUCUUUUUAGGAUCACUGUCUUACGUAUCCGCUCAAAUGAAAAAACGAACAUUUACUGUUUCAGUUUAUUCAGUUUACCUUUCCUUUACUGCCGUGAUUCCUUCGUAAAUAACACACCUAGCAGAGCUUACCUUGCUAAAUCUGUGGCAAGACAACGCAAACAGACACAAAGUGAACUCUGUCUAUUGACAAAUCCUCGAUGGCUUCAUCCACGCAGCAGUGACGAAAAGAACAUAACUCGACGGCUGAAUUAAUUUACUUUCAAACAUCGAAGUUCUGCGUUGAAACAAAAUUAAAAUGUUCAAAAGCCACGUAGGAGGGGGGAAAAAUAUCCUGCCGCAGGAGCAGCCUUCCUUUGUUCUUCCUGGUGUGGGCCUGCUGGUCUGACCGGCACAUGGUCGCUAGGUGGCGCCCUUGCUCCAUGAAAAAGCCCCCAGGUUUCCCAACUUGACCGCGCUGACGUCACGUCAGUCUGGAGCAUCAAGGCCACUUCCACGCCGCUAUUGGUCUGAAACUCACAUGACAUAUCUGCGAGCAUCCAUAAUUAUGUUACUGAUAUUUUUUGCACCCCCUCCAAAAGAUGUCAGCAUCCUACUGUCCUUAUUCUCCUCGGGUAAUCCUGUAGUUUAGACCAGUGGAACACAACAAACGAUUACUCUGUUGCCAAAUGCAAAAAAAAUGUCAUGUCCGAAUAACAUAGCGCCCGGUAACUUCCUGAUGGAUUCCUUAAUGGGAGGAUCAUCUUCCUUCAGGGGUGAGGGUUAUUCCAGCAACCCCGGAAUGUACAUCCACUCAGCUGCAGAGUACGGAUUUUCAGUGAUGAGAAACAUUGGGAAGGUUGGAUCAUCUUCACUCUCCAAAAGAGACGAUCUCACUCCCGGCGCUCUGCCGCUCAGCGGCUUCCAGGAUGCGCCCUACCUGUCAACACAGCUGGCCACAUGGACCCCAGGCUCCAAAACCAGUAGGGACGAACAACCUGUUGCCCAGUGUUUACAACCCUGCUCGUUUCCAGCGGGCAGCGUCAAAGAGGAGGCGUUUUGUUGCCUCUAUCAGGAUGACAGCAAUAAGGGGAAACAGACAACAGAGCCGGCCACUUACAUCCGGCUUGGGGACAAUAGCUGCCGGCCUGAGCAAACUGCCGCCUCGUCCAGCGGCUGUUUCCAGGUGUUCAACGGGGAGAGGCCGCAGCAGGACGGUCAGCAGUUCCCCUCCGGCUUCUCUCUGACCCACUUGGCGACAUCUGUUGAAUCAGCAGCAGAAUCGACAAUAAGUUGCAGCAAGUCGGCGCAAGAGACAGCGAGAGAGGCUUCAAAGCCAGAUGAGAAUCAGAGCAGUAAGGAAGAGAAGGCCAAAAGUGACAGCUGCUCAGAUAACUCGGACGUGGAAUUAAAAGAUGAAUUAUCCGCGGAAAAGACGGCGGGAAGCUGGUUAAAAGCCAAAAGUGGAAGGAAGAAGCGCUGUCCCUACACAAAGCACCAGACGCUGGAGCUGGAGAAGGAGUUCUUGUUCAACAUGUAUCUGUCUCGGGAGCGCCGCCUGGAGAUCAGCCGGAGUAUCAACCUGACCGACAGACAGGUCAAGAUCUGGUUCCAAAACAGACGCAUGAAACUGAAGAAGCUCAACAGGGAGAGCAGAGAAAGGGAGCAGGGGCCAGUUUACAACUACUCCUGAAGACAUUUUAAGCGAAACACACACACACACACACACACACACACACACACACACACACACACACACACACACACACACACACACACACAAAACAAACACACACAUACACGCACAUAAACACUUACUCAGACACAGACACGACAGGCACGGAUAUAGACAGACAUGCAUGCGUGUUAUUUUGUAAUGCUAAUAAAUCUAAUAGCCAUUUAUACAUUUCUCUUUAUGUGCACAACAAACUCCCACACAGACAUGCAUACACAUAGUGCCUUCCUAUUGUUGAUCGAUGAAAAAGCUGCAGCUUGCAGCAAGACCUGAGUUCCAAGUGAAUACUUCCAGCAUUGGAGCACUGAGGUGCUUGUAGUACUGAUUAUAAUAUUACACGAACCAAAGUAAAGGAAGAGGCAGCAUAUAAAUAACCAGUGGCAUGCUGCCUAUUAUGAAUGUUUUGCCACUUGUGUUGCUUCUUCGUUGGUGUCUGUUGCAUUUUGUGCAACAGUGUAAUGUGCAUGCACAAGAUGAUGUUAAGCUAUAUUAUGGCAAACGAUUCCAAAACAAUAAAAGGAGAGGGAAAUGGAAAGGUAUUACCAACUUUGUCCUUCCCCUGGCAUAGUGGUGAAAAUGAGAGGGAGGGAGAGACACUGCGGAUGAGAGAAGGAGAUCAUGGCAGUUUUAAUAGAAGUGAGAGACCAUAACGUUGAUUUAAAUAUUAUCCAGGUGACCACAGUAAGUCAAGGUCAUAAAAUUCUAAUGUCAGGUUCGCCCUGGAAAGCGUUGGGGGUGGAUUUUAUGAUCUGCAAAUAUAAUGUGCUGCAGCAGUAAAGAUGCGUUUAAAGGUGUGUGUGGAGGAGGGCUAAUCCACACAGCAGAGACUGCAAUGUGCAGGAUCCAGCCGGGGCGCUCGGCUGGAAGGAGCAGCCGCCUCCGCUCGGGAUAAUGGAGCUUCAUGGGAACGGGAGAUAAGGAAGAUGGUGGAUAAAAGGGACAGCGACCGCGAUGGCUGCAGGAACAAUAAUAACAGGCGUCACGGCAAACACGUGGAUAACAACGCACCUGGCAGGGGUCUGCAGGAGGCAAGUGAAGAGGGAUCUUCGGGACAGUCGCCGCCUCUACCAGCCGCCGCUGCCUGCGUUUAUCCCCCCCUCCGGAGGCAAUAAAACCGCGACUGGGAAGGCAAAAGGAUCAAGCAAGGCUGCUAGAAAAGACUUUUCCCUGCAAACAGACACCCUGCCUCCAUUAGCUCCUUAUCACCGGAAUGUGAGGACAGCCAGCAGUAUACGGGAGAUGCGCGCCGUGUUGAUAUUUCCCACUCGUCAUCGUGACCCCUCAUCUGCUGUGUUGGACCACGGUGACGCUACAAACUACAGAGAGCCUGCUCUGACAGUUCAUCGGGUCCAAAAUGAGUGGCACCGUGGAUUUCUCAGUGAG
This is a messenger RNA of Mugil cephalus (flathead mullet), 4836 nucleotides long. Its product is annotated as homeobox protein Hox-C10a-like. NCBI's taxonomy places the organism in Eukaryota, Metazoa, Chordata, Actinopteri, Mugiliformes, Mugilidae. The coding region runs from base 2419 to 3411 and encodes 330 amino acids. Gene Ontology annotation, cellular component: nucleus. Gene Ontology annotation, biological process: regulation of transcription by RNA polymerase II. The transcript is spliced from 4 exons. The record is from RefSeq and is a predicted model, not a curated record. Gene Ontology annotation, molecular function: DNA-binding transcription factor activity, RNA polymerase II-specific; RNA polymerase II cis-regulatory region sequence-specific DNA binding.